CAAACUUUGGACUUCUAGCACUGUUGAGACAAAAUGCAUGAUUAUUACCGGCGGAUUAUAAUGUACACACUAUAACGCUAUGAUCGAAUAAAAAAUCAAACACAAUGAUAAUAUUUACAAAACUUUAAUCAUAUAAAAUGUUGUGGUAUAUUAAGUUCAAAGAAGUGUAGUUUCUUUGAAGUUCCUCCUUUAUUGACCGACCCUCUUAGAAUUCAAACUUCCAUUCUUGUACUCUUUCAAUACUUAAUCACAAGCUUGUCUCUUCCAAUUCUCCAAAUCUAGCCAUGGCUGCAAGCUCAGAAAUACAAUGCCUUCCCCCGGAGAUAAUUCUCCAAAUAAUCUCAAAGCUUCCCAUAUCAUCUCUAUUUCAAGUCAAGUACGUAUGCAAAGCUUGGCACAACUUGGCUCAAGACUCUCGUUUUCUUGAUCUCAUCCUUAAGCGCUCACCAGAAGAAAGCGAAUGCCUUGUCAUGCAUUCCAACAGUCUAGCCAAGAACCAGAUUUUCUUAGUCGAUUAUUCCGAGUUGUUAUAUUGUGACAAAGAGACCCAGUUAAUGAACAUUCAAUCGUCCUUUUGUUCUUCAUCGCCGGAAUUUGAUGUGGUAAGCUCAUGCAAUGGCUUACUUUGUUUAUUAUGUGAUAAUUCGUUGACUAACAAUGGUGUGUUACGCAUAUACAAUCCGUUAACCGGCGAAUACAAAGCUCUUCCUAAUACUACUUCUUUUCAUGAUCCAACCCAAUAUGUGGUCUACGGAUUCGGAUUCAAUCCCAUAACCAAUGAAUACAAAGUUGUUAAGAUCAUCUACUAUUGGCCAGCUCAAGAGGAAGAAGAUGAUGAUUAUCUUGGCCUAAUGAGUUUCUCUUUAAGAGUAUCAGAAGUUAAAGUAUUAAGUUUGGGAAGCUCCUCGUGGAGAUGUUUGGGAAGAACAUCUUACUACCUUGAUGAUUGGCCUGGCCAGGCUGUAGUCAAUGGAAGAAUUCACUGGGAGACUUGCCAGCAGAGAGACUUUCCGCACCGCGAUAUCAUCUCCUUCCACCUUGAAGACGAGCAAUUCAGGGAGGUUCCAAAGCCUGAUGAUCUUCUUCUUCUGAAAUGUGAUCAUUUGUCAAUCUUAAGAGGUUGUCUUUCGGUUGGUUUGUGUGUCAAUUAUGGGAAAUUAGAGAUUUGGGUUAUGAAGGAGUAUGGUGUGAAGGAAUCUUGGGUCAAAGAAUUUAACAUAGCAAGUUAUGUUCCAAAGUCAUUAUUGGGACAAGAAAAAGAGGAACAAUCCUGUAGGAUUUCCUGUAUCGCAAAAAAAGCUAGUUUUGAUCGGGUUUUGUCGGAGUUAAGGAGCGGGGAGAUCUUGAUGGAGCACCAUGGUAAGUCUUUGGUUCUUUAUGAUCCAAAAACUCAAAGUUUUAAGGAUAUCCAGUUUAAGGGUAUGCCAACCUUGUUUGAUACAGUAGCACACGUUGCAAAUUUCAAUCAGAUUGGUACCCGUUUAGGUAUCUGAAUUGUACGAAACUUAAUGUCAACUGUUGGCCAAGAUUUUAUUAUUAUUAUUUUGUUUUUUGUUUUGAGGGUGGAACUGUUGGUCAAGUUUAGUGCUUGUAAUAAAAUGGUUUUGUAACAAUAAAUGUACGACAAAUAUUUAAUUAAUGGAAGAAUUCUAUUGUAAUUUUACUUUUCAAAAUUUGACUAAACAAACAAAUAGUGUAGUUCCUCUCGGCUUUAAUCGGCCACAGCCACCAAAAAUGAUAUUCAAAUAUCUUGAAAAUAUCGAGUAAAUUGAUUGAACAUUGUUUUGGAUAUUAUUGAAUGCCAGAUUUUCAAUUUUGAAUUCAACCUCCAUAUUUGCUUUGUAUGUUGUGCUAUCCACAACUAUAUUAGAAUAUACACUAUAUUAAUGAUAGAAUAUUUG
Humulus lupulus (European hop) is the source of this 1901-nucleotide messenger RNA. Its product is annotated as F-box protein At3g07870-like. Gene Ontology annotation, molecular function: protein binding. The record is from RefSeq and is a predicted model, not a curated record. NCBI's taxonomy places the organism in Eukaryota, Viridiplantae, Streptophyta, Magnoliopsida, Rosales, Cannabaceae. The transcript has a single exon. Bases 285 to 1493 code for a protein of 402 amino acids.